AUGGGUUUCUUUCUUAGAUCUCAGGCGGUUGCCCGUCGAUCAGCCACUGCCUGCGGUCCCAAUGCCCUGCGAUGCACGCCCCUGCGAAGGUACAGCUCAGCUUCGGCUGAUGGGACGCUGCCUUUGGCGGGGAUAAGAGUGCUUGAUAUGACGCGUGUUCUGGCUGGUCCAUACUGUACUCAAAUCUUGGGCGAUUUAGGGUAUGCCGUGUUCCCCACAGCGAACAUUUUGUUCCAAUCUAUAGGUGUCACAUAUUGA
Molecule: messenger RNA, 258 nt
Organism: Penicillium salamii
Lineage: Eukaryota; Fungi; Ascomycota; Eurotiomycetes; Eurotiales; Aspergillaceae
Source: the annotation of a GenBank genome assembly